CUAAGUUUACUCAACAACCAAUUUCUGCACAAAAUGGAAUAUGUAAUAUGCUCUGACUUGAAUGAUUUACACAUAACAGAAGAAGGUAGCAGCAGGGGAAGGAUGGGCCAAAGGAGGUACAACAAUGAAGAUCCGUCAGAGUUCAAGUCUAAGAACCUAUUUGCAGAAAGGAAGAGGAGGCAGAAGCUCAGUGAAAGGCUUCUGGCACUACGUGCAUUAGUGCCUUUCAUCACAAAUAUGAAUAAAGCAACUAUUAUCGACGAUGCCAUUUCAUACAUCCAGGACCUGCAGAGGAAUGUGAAGGUUCUUCAAGAACAACUUUCCGAAAUCGAAGCCUCGUCUGAAGAGGAAACAAAGCCAAGAAGUGAAGAAACUGAAGCUGCAGACGAGAUGAAGAAAAGUGGGAUUCAGGCAGAGGUUGAGGCCACAAAAAUUGUGGAGAACAAACUUUGGGUAAAAAUAGUCUUCGAGAAGAAAAGGGGUGGAUUCAAUCGACUGAUGGAAGCCAUGAAUGCUAUUGGAUUUGAACUCGUUGAUACAACUGUUACUACAUCUAAAGGAGCAAUGCUUGUUUCAUCCUGUGUUAAGGGAAUUUAUGGGGAAAGUCUUCAAGUUCAGCAGACCCAGGAGUUGCUAUUAGACAUCAUUAAUGGCAUAUAAUUCAGAGAAUAACUGAUCAUCUUCAUCUAUGUAUUCAAUUAAAGGGUCAAGAUCCUCUUAAGUUAUUUAUUUGAAUUUCAGAGAAUUUGGACAGGUGAUUGUGAAAGACCACUUAUAGAAUCUAUUUGACCAAAUAAGUGGUUAGACAUCCCAAUUUUUAUUUGGUCAGGUAAGAACCAUAAGCAAUCUCUUACAAUCACCAACUUGAAUUUUCUCAGAUUCUAACAGAUAAUUUAAAAUGAUCCUAAUCCUAAUUAAAAUGGCAUUUUUUUUGGUUUCUAGUGUAUAUCCUCUUAACACUUGUGCUAGCUGCGGAAGCAUUUGGAGGUUUGAA
Molecule: messenger RNA, 994 nt
Organism: Alnus glutinosa
Lineage: Eukaryota; Viridiplantae; Streptophyta; Magnoliopsida; Fagales; Betulaceae
Product: transcription factor DYT1-like
Exons: 4
Coding region: 34-660 (208 amino acids)
Biological process (GO): regulation of DNA-templated transcription
Cellular component (GO): nucleus
Molecular function (GO): protein dimerization activity; sequence-specific DNA binding; DNA-binding transcription factor activity
Source: RefSeq, a predicted model, not a curated record